GACUGGACGCUUCGUUAAAAUGUUUAUAUCCGAUUAUAAUAAAAUUUCGUGCGGGAAAAUGUACGGCUUAAGCAAAGUUUUAUUCCUGAUUGGACUUUUAGUGUGUACGAAUGCUAAGGAUUAUAAUAAGCAUUGGGCUUUGAUUGGGAAUCCACUUCUUCAUGCCACCCCUUGCAUCGGAAAUAGUAAAGUAUCUAUAUCAUUUGAACCGGGCCUGGCACCGGAGGAAGAAACUAAAUACAAUUUAUUUAUACACGGCCCUUUCCCCGAACACACGACAAUCAAAAUGAAAUUCGAUUCGCCCGCCAAUGUGACUCUGAGCAACGACAUAGGCAAACUAGCAAGAGUGUCUUCCUCUGCUGACGGAAUGUUCUUCAUCAAAUACUUUAAAGGCGGACCCUAUUUCAGUGCAGAUGUGAUAGGUUUAAACUUAUCCGUAGUACCUUACCCGACCACUAUUAACUUAAACUUCGUCGAAUACUGCGAGCACCCGGCACUUGGAAUCUUAGACGAAUAUAUCAACGGAUAUAAAUCAACAGCCUCAUCUACUUAUACAGAACACGAUGACAACUGUGGAAGAAUUAAAAUCUCCGAAAAACAAUGCGGUGAAAACGAAGAACCUAUGCCCUGGCAUGCUCUUAUCAGAGACGACAACUCUACAAUAUGCGCUGGAACGUUGAUAUUACAGAGAUAUGUUUUGACAGCCGCUCAAUGCGUCACAAACUUAGGCGUUGCGAAGAACGCCACAACUCUGUCUGUGGUUCUUGGGAAAUUUAAUAACACAAGUGAUGAGUGCUUACAGGAAAUGGAGGUGGAAACAGUAUUUGUUUACGAUGGAUACAAUUAUGAAAAUGGAACAAAUAACAUUGCGUUGUUAGAACUGAAGAACGAUGUGGUGUUUAACGAAAAAGUCCAACCUGCGUGUCUGUGGGAAUUCAGCGCAUACAAGAAGUUAAAUUUGAAAGACAUCAAGGGAUCUGUCAUAAGCACAACUCUCGGCGAUGAUAUUGAUGAAGGUCUCGAGGUAGUGAAUAUGAAAAAGCUUAAGUCUUCUAAAGAAGUAAAUGUUUAUAGGGAGGAAACAUUUGAAUCCAAAUUCAACGCCACAUCUAUCAAUCAAUCCGAAGCCUGCAAACUAGUUGGUAGCGGAUUCAUGGUGUUUGUUCCGGAUUCCCGUGAAUUGAAUAGCACCGGAGCGUGGUACAUCCACGGAAUCGUUGCUACGAACGAUUCGACACUAAGAUGCGACUCUAGCGAUCCCACUGAUUUCAUCAACUUAGACUACUUCAGAGGCUGGGUCCUGAACAAAAAGAACAGAUCUUAUAGUAUUUAUUAGAUUUGUUAUUUUAUUGAUUGCUAUCGAGUAACAAUAGUUAUGACCAUCAUUUUGUAAUAGGGUCGUUUUCAAUUUUGCGGUAGAAAAAUAUAACGAUCUCAUGAAUUUAAACUUUCUAUUCUAUUUUUCCAUUUUUUUUGUAUUUUGUAUUUAGGCGUGUUCUGAAUAAGAAAUGCUUCAUUACAAUCAAGUCAAUCACUGAUUUAUUGAUAAUAUUAUAUAAUAUUCAUUUAUAUUUUUUCAUUUUAAAUACAAAUUUGAUAACGCCAUCAC
Bombyx mandarina (wild silkworm) is the source of this 1609-nucleotide messenger RNA. RefSeq names its product CLIP domain-containing serine protease B9-like. Gene Ontology annotation, biological process: proteolysis. Gene Ontology annotation, molecular function: serine-type endopeptidase activity. The record is from RefSeq and is a predicted model, not a curated record. Lineage: Eukaryota; Metazoa; Arthropoda; Insecta; Lepidoptera; Bombycidae.